Messenger RNA from Jaculus jaculus (lesser Egyptian jerboa), 3737 nucleotides. It is a transcript of the gene Slc24a3, whose product is annotated as solute carrier family 24 member 3. NCBI's taxonomy places the organism in Eukaryota, Metazoa, Chordata, Mammalia, Rodentia, Dipodidae. Gene Ontology annotation, cellular component: membrane. Gene Ontology annotation, molecular function: calcium, potassium:sodium antiporter activity; calcium channel activity. The record is from RefSeq and is a predicted model, not a curated record. The transcript has 17 exons. Gene Ontology annotation, biological process: intracellular calcium ion homeostasis; calcium ion transmembrane transport. Bases 133 to 1923 code for a protein of 596 amino acids.
GACCGCGCGCGCCGCCGUCGCCGCCGCCGCCGCCGGAGGGACCUUCUGCUGAGCCAGCUCUGCUUCCUGGCCUCGGUGGCGCUGCUGCUCUGGUCGCUGUCGAGCCUGCGAGAGCAGAAGGGGCUUGACAUCAUGGACCUCAUUGGAGAAGACAGAAAGUGGAUGGUGGGGAGGAAGCUGAUGCAAGUGAAUGACACUCUGACUUCUGAAGAUGCAGGACUCCGGAGCAGCAAGAACUGCACUGAACCAGCCCUACAUGAAUUCCCCAGGGACAUAUUCACUAACGAAGACAGAAGACAAGGAGCGGUGGUCCUCCACGUGCUCUGUGCAAUGUACAUGUUCUACGCACUGGCCAUUGUGUGUGAUGACUUCUUCGUCCCCUCCCUGGAAAAGAUCUGUGAGCGUCUCCACCUCAGCGAAGAUGUGGCCGGGGCCACAUUCAUGGCAGCGGGUAGCUCAGCCCCAGAGCUGUUCACAUCAGUCAUAGGGGUCUUCAUCACCAAGGGUGACGUUGGAGUCGGCACCAUCGUGGGCUCUGCGGUGUUCAACAUUUUGUGCAUCAUUGGUGUCUGUGGGCUCUUUGCAGGCCAGGUUGUGGCUCUUUCCUCCUGGUGCCUGCUGAGGGAUUCCAUCUACUACACACUGUCUGUGGUGGCCCUCAUUGUGUUCAUUUAUGAUGAAAAAGUUUCCUGGUGGGAGUCUCUCGUGCUCGUGCUGAUGUACCUCAUCUACAUUGUCAUCAUGAAAUACAACGCGUGCAUACAUCAGUGCUUCGAGAGGAGAGCAAAAGGUGCUGGGAACAUGGUCAAUGGGUUGGCCAACAAUGCUGAAAUUGAUGACAGCAGCAACUGCGACGCAACUGUGGUGCUACUUAAGAAAGCCAAUUUCCACCGCAAAGCGUCGGUCAUCAUGGUGGACGAGCUGCUGUCAGCCUACCCACACCAGCUUUCUUUCUCGGAGGCUGGCCUUCGGAUCAUGAUCACAAGCCACUUUCCCCCCAAGACCCGGCUCUCCAUGGCCAGUCGCAUGCUGAUCAAUGAGAGACAAAGACUGAUAAACAGCAGGGCUUAUGCCAAUGGGGAAUCUGAAGUGGCCAUCAAAAUCCCAAUUAAGCACACCGUGGAGAAUGGCACAGGGCCCAGCAAUGCCCCAGACAGGGGCGUGAAUGGGACACGGAGGGACGAUGUGGUGGCCGAGGCUGGCGAUGAGACAGAGAAUGAGAAUGAGGACAAUGAGAACAACGAGAACGAUGAGGAAGAAGAGGAGGAUGAAGAUGACGAUGAAGGGCCGUACACACCAUUCGAUCCCCCCUCUGGCAAACUGGAAGUAAUGAAAUGGGCAUUCACCUGGCCGCUGAGUUUUGUCUUAUACUUCACUGUCCCCAACUGCAACAAACCGCGCUGGGAGAAGUGGUUUAUGGUGACAUUUGCUUCCUCCACACUGUGGAUCGCAGCCUUCUCCUACAUGAUGGUGUGGAUGGUCACCAUCAUUGGUUACACCCUGGGAAUCCCUGAUGUCAUCAUGGGGAUCACCUUCCUUGCUGCAGGAACCAGCGUGCCCGAUUGCAUGGCCAGUCUCAUUGUGGCCAGACAAGGGAUGGGGGACAUGGCUGUAUCCAACUCCAUUGGGAGCAACGUGUUUGAUAUCCUGAUCGGCCUUGGUCUCCCCUGGGCUCUGCAGACUCUGGCUGUGGAUUACGGAUCCUAUAUACGGCUGAACAGCAGGGGGCUGAUCUACUCCGUGGGCUUGCUCCUGGCCUCUGUCUUUGUCACGGUGUUUGGGGUUCACCUGAAUAAAUGGCAGCUGGACAAGAAACUGGGGUGCGGGUGCCUGUUCCUGUAUGGCGUGUUCCUGUGCUUCUCCAUCAUGACGGAGUUCAACGUGUUCACUUUUGUGAACUUGCCCAUGUGUGGGGACCACUGAUCCGCCAGGCCACCUGCCAAGGCCUAGAUCCUUCUUCUCUGUGCAAUACGAGACCCUGCCGCACCGCACCCCGAGUCAUGCGGACCCCCUAGGGCUGCGGCGUCAGUCUCUCCCGUGAUCUCCACAGGCCUCUGUUCCUGUUCUGGAGGCGCAGGCUCUCCUUUGCCACCUCCCACGUUCCCCCACAUCCUUGGUCCUACCUCCCAUCACACCCCUCUCACCUGCCCGCCCACCCCUGCCCGCCUUCUCCAUGUGAAGACGUCCAACAUCCGCGUGAAUUUUCAAGCUCCAUUUUUGAACAGUGACUGAGGUUCUAGAACAAAACUGGCUGCUAACUGGCCCGAGCCAGGCACAACUUACUACAAUCCCUUCUCCUUUUUUUAAGUUAUUUCAUGGAAGAUACCCUAAUUUAUGUAUGACUUAAGACUAUGGAGGAAGUAGAGGAGAGGGUCCACUGAUGGCAGGGAGUGUUUGGGAUUAUUUUGUUUGGAGGUGAUUCCUAGGUUGCUGGGCUUGGAGCGGGCAUUGUGUGAUUUUGAGGGGACUUCCCAUUUUAUUACUUUUCGUCCAGAGAUGGAGAAAUCUCCUUGCGUCUUCUUUCACUGGGCUCUGGCUUAGUAGAUCAUCCACCGACUGUAUUGCCACGUCUCCUGGGAUGAGCCCCAGGCAUGUUGGAGCAUGCGUGGAUUUAGCAAUUUAGUGAGGGGAAAACACUGGGUGAGGCCACUGAAAACAAAUGCAUGAGAUUUUCUGCCCAAGGACAUCUUGCUUAUGUCCUGUGGUUGUCACCUGGGUGGGGGGGCGCAAGGUGUUAGAGGAAGAAACUUGCUUCGCACAUGCUCACUACAACCAUCUCUUUCUCACUAAGUUCUUUCUAGUUUUUCAAGCAAUAGUUUUAGCCUGCCUGAGGCCUUUGACAAGAAGGCCCUGGCUAACUGUCCAUCCGCAAGGCACCAGGCAGUCAAUGACAGAAGCUUCCCCAGCGUGAGUCCUUGAGAUGUGCUCUUGUUGCUUGGCAUUUGGGGCGACAGGGAGUGUCCCAGAGGCCACCACUGCUCUCUGGGGCAGAAGUUACAGACACUGGUUUCUUGGAAAAUGGAGAGAUGCACAUUUUGCACAGUUGUCAAUUAAGUCCCAAUUUGCCACUUGGUAUCGAGUACACUGGACCCUGAUGGCUGGCUCUUGGGCAAAUGUCCUUCCUCACAGGAUGGCACCACCAAGCUGGCCAGCUUCACCGCUCUCCUCCUUGGAGGGAUGGCCGAGGAGGAAGAAAGCAGAGAACUGAUGACGCCUUGGAAACCACGGAAUGUGUUAACCGCAGACUCCCGCUCAAGAGCCUAAGUUAUUAUGAACAUUUCGCCAACCACUGCUCCACAGCCCUGCUAGAUUUUGUAUGAUGCUGAAUUAUUAUGCAGACUAAUUCCACCAGUUGAGACAUACCCAUGCUUGUUACACUCGUAUUUAUUGAAAACUGUGGAUUCUUGCCCGCCCGUGCUGGCCCUCGUAUUUACUUUAAGCACUGAUCACUUAUCAUUCAUUCAAUACGGUUUUCCUAGUCCCUUGUAUACAUUCUGGUAUGAAUUGUUUAAAAAAAAAACCUGCUACAAAUUUGGUUGAGUGUUUCUGUCUGGGGUACAAACCGAAGGGUGCGUCAGCCCAGGGCAUACCUGCCCAACCAAGGAGCAGGAGAGGAAAUCACCAGUUUGGGCUCUCAGAGCUAAGACACGCUUAGUGAUUCUGUUGCACAUUUUGCACUGGUUUAUGGCGAUUGUUUUCUUGGACGGAUGGUGUAAAAUAAACUUCUCUGUUCUAUA